CACUUAUCUUUGUUGGAUUAUUGGAUCCAGGUGUACUACUUCACUUCGCGCCCCUCCCUCUUCCCUUGUCUUUUCCCCCUCCUCCAUGGCAACCUGGGUAUGCACUUGAUCGGGAGAGGGGGGGACCUGGCAGACGAUUGUUUGUACAGCGUGGCCUUGCCUGGUGUUGUUGUGUUUGCGGAUCCAGCGAUACGCUCGGGUAAACCAAAAAAUUCACAUCUGGAAGAGCCUAGUGAUGAGGUGAUGGGUGGAUUUUUGGGGGAGAGGGGGGCUCCGUCGGUGAUAGUGAUGAGGGUUAGUAGGAGACGAUCGGAGACGAAGACCCGACCAGCUCAGUCGGAGAAUAGAUAUUACUACUGUAGGCUACUGCUAGGGAGUACCAGAGUAGUAGGAGUAAGUUGGAUCGAGGGGAGAAAGACAGGAACGAACGGGGAGGGCUUCGAGAAGAAAGUUGGGCUGUGCGUCUGCAGUAGUGGAUGCCGUGAGAUGAAUCGAGUAGUGCUCCAGCCUGCUUGCUGUAAAUUUGAAGAAAUCAAGGCGUUAUCCGAGGCGAUAGCGAUUAUUGUAGAGUUUACAACUCGGUUCCCGGUUAUUUCCUAACGGAUGACUGUUUUGAGUUCCUUAGGAGGAUUGAUUCCCGAUCGGAGUCCUUCUCCCCCAAUAUCUAACUGUCUCCCAACGGGAAUAUACUACUAAGUUAGUUACCAAGUGACUCU
This is a messenger RNA of Aspergillus welwitschiae, 716 nucleotides long. RefSeq lists its product as uncharacterized. Bases 100 to 600 code for a protein of 166 amino acids. NCBI's taxonomy places the organism in Eukaryota, Fungi, Ascomycota, Eurotiomycetes, Eurotiales, Aspergillaceae. The record is from RefSeq and is a predicted model, not a curated record. The transcript has a single exon.